AUGCUUCAAAAGUGGACAAUGACCACUACAGUACCUGAAAAGUCAAUGUUAAAUCGAAACUCGUUUAAAGACGCUUGCAUCCGAGCGUCCGUAAUCGCACACAACGAACAUGUGAACAAAGGAAAGGAAGCGGCAAGCCGCUUUCAACAACGAAUUCACUGCCCGACACGCUUAGAACGCAAUACUUCUUCGCUGAUGACAAGUUCGCAAGACUCAAAGCCAUGUGUGAUGUCGGAUGACGGUUGCGGCAUAUGUCCGAAUAGCUAUCAAUAUUACAAUGACGGGAAAUCGAUGACAACGAUAAAAAAAAGCUUCGAACGGAUCGAUAUCGGCGGCGUCGAGGACCUUGCCAAUAACGCACAAUGA
Molecule: messenger RNA, 366 nt
Organism: Necator americanus (New World hookworm)
Lineage: Eukaryota; Metazoa; Nematoda; Chromadorea; Rhabditida; Ancylostomatidae
Exons: 1
Coding region: 1-366 (121 amino acids)
Source: RefSeq, a predicted model, not a curated record